AUGAGCCUAAUCGGACGGGAAUUAACGUUUAGAAGGGACCUUAUAAUUAAAGAAUCCAUGACUUUGAUCCAUCCAUUCCAAUCGGUAGUCUUAAAUGCUGCCGAAGAUUUACUCUUCGCAAUAGUGAAGAAUGAAGUAGUAGUUUUUAGAAGAAGCGAAGGAUCGGAAGGGUAUACGCUUGCCGGGAGAUGGGUUGAUGAAUUGGCUAAGGAUCCUCCAAGAGCCACAUCUGAGGAGGCUUCUGAUUCGAAGAAAUCCAAGGGUAAUGAUGGAACUCCCAAUGCUUCCAAGGGUAAAGGUCAGCCGUCGGUGGAAAUUGUCCCCACUAACUUGUUAAGGGCGAUGACCCUUUCCCCAGAUGAAUCUAAGCUAUUGGUCUGCGCUGACUCUGAUAAAUCUGUAUGUGUCUUGCAAAUUGAUUUGGAUAAAAAGGAAUUGAAUUUAAUCAAAAGACAAGCCUUUCCAAAAAGACCUAAUGCCAUUGCGGCCCUAGAGGAUGGUUCACAAAUAGUAGUGGCAGAUAAAUUUGGUGACGCUUACCAAAUACCCAUGGUUGAAGAAACAAAGGGUAAAGCGGGUAAGGAAUUGCAACCGCUUAUAGGUCAUGUCUCCAUGCUUACCGAUGUGCUAUUCGGGAAAGAUGAUCAAGGGAAGAAAUACUUGAUCACUAGUGAUAGAGAUGAACAUAUCAGAGUGACACAUUACCCUCAAACUUUUAUCAUUGAUAAGUGGUUAUUUGGACACAGGGAAUUUGUUAGCUCUAUACACAUCCCAUCUUGGAGUUCGCAAUUGCUUUUCAGUGCAGGUGGUGACGAUACCAUAUUUCUUUGGGACUGGAUGAAGGGUUUCAAAUUAUCAACUUUUGAAUAUAAGGAUUUGAUUAAGCCAUAUCUGACGGAUGCACAUUUGGCGGCUUCAAGAUUUCAAAACGAAAACAAUGAUUUGAUCGAAUUCGCCGUGGCCCAAAUAACUACUUGUAGGAAAUUUCCUUACGCUGCAUUUUUCGUAGAGGCCACUAAAGCAUUGAUUAUCUUGCAUGUGGAUCAAACAAACGCAGCGCUAUCUCUAAAACAAGUCAUCGAUCUGCGAUACAACGUUAUUUCACUUUCUCAGGUAUCCGAUGGAUUCCUCAUUACCCAGGAUAACCAUGAAUCUGGCAAUAAGGAAUUCGUCAGUUUAGUUAGAUACAUCGAAUCCAAGGAUACGUUUGAAUUGGACAACCAAUUUGGUGAGACUCUCGACGAGGCCAUUAACAAGUCCCUAAGUGAAGAUUCUACAGUUAACGUUCAACCUGCUGAUAUUGCUCAACUAUAUGGUGUUGCAAACCUGAAAAAGCAUGGGGAACAAUAUUCAUAA
Zygosaccharomyces rouxii is the source of this 1356-nucleotide messenger RNA. RefSeq names its product Trm82p (gene TRM82). The transcript has a single exon. Lineage: Eukaryota; Fungi; Ascomycota; Saccharomycetes; Saccharomycetales; Saccharomycetaceae. Gene Ontology annotation, molecular function: tRNA (guanine(46)-N7)-methyltransferase activity; protein binding. Gene Ontology annotation, cellular component: cytosol; tRNA methyltransferase complex; nucleus. Gene Ontology annotation, biological process: RNA (guanine-N7)-methylation. The coding region runs from base 1 to 1356 and encodes 451 amino acids. The record is from RefSeq and is a predicted model, not a curated record.